Molecule: messenger RNA, 1458 nt
Organism: Zasmidium cellare ATCC 36951
Lineage: Eukaryota; Fungi; Ascomycota; Dothideomycetes; Mycosphaerellales; Mycosphaerellaceae
Exons: 6
Coding region: 1-1458 (485 amino acids)
Biological process (GO): transmembrane transport
Cellular component (GO): membrane
Molecular function (GO): transmembrane transporter activity
Source: RefSeq, a predicted model, not a curated record
AUGGGCAAAGACCAGACCUUCAAUCACGACCUCGAGACCGCCUCGUCCAAAGAGAAAGCCCCACAUUCUGUUCACGAGGAAGACGCCAAUGUGCCGUACGAGGGCAGAGGAACGGCAGCCGAGAGGCGACUGCUGUUCAAGCAGGAUCUGCGAAUAGUGCCGCUAUCCGCCUUCAUUUACCUCCUCUGCUCACUUGAUCGUUCGAACAUAGGCAACGCAAAGGUGCUCAAUGAGGACACCGGAAAUGAUCUUCUCACGGAGACCCACAUGACGAAUUACCAAUACACAAUAGCUCUCAUGGUGUUUUUGAUCGCCUAUGCAGUCUUUGAGGUGCCGUCAAACUACAUGCUCAAGCGACUGAGUCCGAGCACGUGGAUUGCAUUUCUCAUGCUCGCUUGGGGUGCUUUAACCAUGGGCCUUGGUGGUACUCAUUCAUAUGGAGAUGUCACAGCUGUGCGUUUUCUGCUGGGGGCUUUCGAAGCUGGGCUAUUCCCUGGCCUCGUCUACUUUCUGACAUUCUGGUACCGUACUGAAGAGCGCUCCAUCCGAGUUGCUCUUAUCCUGGCUUCUGCAACCUUGGCCGGUGCUUUUGGUGGCGCCAUCGCCUAUGGCGUAGGACACAUGAACGGGACCGCUGGUCUAUCUGCUUGGAGGUGGCUUCUCAUCCUUGAAGGCCUGCCAUCUAUUGUGUCUGCGUUUUUAGUGUACUUCAUCUUGCCCGACUAUCCCGAGACGGCAAGAUGGCUAUCUACUGAUGAGAAAGCUCUUGCAACAGAGCGCUUGAAAGUGGAAGGCUCUCAUGGCCAUACUGGACAUAUGACUUGGCAAGACGCCAAGGAAACGCUUACGGAUUGGCGCUUGUAUGGGCAUUACGCUGUCUACUUUGGCAUCUCAGCCCCUUUCUCGUCCCUCUCGCUGUUCACACCAACCAUAACUGCAGGUUUAGGAUACAGCGGUCUUCGCGCUCAGCUCAUGACCGUACCGCCUUACGCUGUUGCUUAUGUCGUAACUCUGGCCGUGUCCUGGUCUGCCGAUCACUUCAACCGCCGUGGUCUUCACAGCGCUGUCUUCGCCACUAUAGGUGCUGUCGGCUUCCUCGCAUCAGCAGUCCUACCACCAGAUGCCUACAGUCAUCGCUAUGGCUGUUUGAUCGUGGCCGCUUCUGGAGCAUUUGCGUGCAUUCCUCCUCUUCUUGGCUGGCUCAGUAGCAACUUGUUCAGCACAGCGAGCAUUGGGCUAGCCAUUGCGAUCAACAUCUCUACUGGAGCACCAGGCCAAAUCUUGGGCGUGUGGAUAUACAAGGCUGAUGAAAAAUCCAAGGGCUACCCAACUGGGCACUGGACCAACGCUGCCUUGUUAUUCUUCGUUGCCGCCGGCUGCGCGGCGCUGAUUCUCUUCUACCACUCAAAGAACAAGGCAAUAAGGAGGAAUGGCGGUGCAAGACUUUAUAAAUACUGA